AUUUAGACAUCCUCGAAUUUGCCUUCAUGUGGACGCAGGGGAAAAUGACUUUCAGGGUCACUUCAUUUUCUUGUCCUCGAAGCGUGUCCAAGUCCUGCAUGGAGUGACUGGACAAUCUCGAAACGAGGGCAGGAAAGAGGACAGCCUUGGCCUUGCCCGAGGUCUCACGAAGAACGAAAAGAGGCACAGGAGGAAAACAAUGUGCUUCAACGAUCAUUUCCAGGCUCGAUUGAGUCAAUGUUGGGCGUUUCUCUUUGAGUUUCUUCCAGUGGGCAACUCCAUAGAAUAUGGAGACAAGCGCUGUUGCCUCUACGCUUCGGGAUUGGUUCAUGAAAGUGGGUGAUCCGUUAGUGGACCCGUUUCCAAAUCGGAAAGAAGAUGAGGAACAUCUACUCGAUAACCACUCUUCGUCCAUAAAUCCAUGGCAUGGAUUCUUCGACAACGUUUCUCCGUCUUCGGGUCAUUGUUCAAAUAAAAACGUCACUUACAAAGGCCAAUUGAACGACAAAGGAUUGCGUCAAGGCUCAGGGAGACUUUUUCAUGAAAACGGAGAUGAAUUGAACGGAUGGUUUGAUAACGGAAAACCAAGUGGUGACGUGGUCAUAACCAGCCCCCGGCGAGACAUUUCCCGAUUGAUAGGUACUUACAGAGACGGAUGCUUAAAUGGAAGAGCAACAAUGGUCAAUGGCGCCACCACCGUGUUCGAGUGCUUCGUCAAAGAUGACGUGCCUCAUGGACCAGUGAGACAAAUUCACAUGAAGAAGUUUCGAGAAUUUAGACGACAAAUUACUUUCAUCGGACACCAUCGUCAUGGAAUUCCACAUGGAGUCUGUUGGGAGUACCGAGAAGGUGGAGGAUUCUUAACUGGUGUGCCUAAUGCGGAAGGAAAGUUUACCGGCGAACAAAUCACCUACGUGUAUCCAGAUUUCGAAACAUGCUGGCAUGGUCGGUUUCAAGACGGAAAAAUGGAAGAAGGUUACCCAGGAAAAAUUAUCGAUUACCGCUUCGAGCGGGAUAUCAUGGUUGUGCAACUGAAUGUGGAUCGGAGAGGCAAGCCGACCCGUUAUUGCCUGUCGACCAAGAGCUCAAUGGGAGAAGACCUUCUCGUCCCUGAUCCUUAUGAAACGAAAUGGAUUCUUUGCGAGAAUUCAUUGGUGUCUGGUGCUGGUGACGGGGUUUUUGCGCGCCGUGACAUCCCCAAAAAUACCAUUGUGGCAUUUUACAACGGAGUGAGAUUACCAUUUGUUUUAGGAGGGCCCAAAGAGGAUUGGUCCACGUCCGGGUAUAAGAUAUUCGUGAACGCCGACUUUAAGUCGGGCGAGAGAAUGAACAUCCCGUUAGAGUAUGUCUCUUUGGAGAAUUAUUGUGCUACCUUAGGUCACAAAGUGAACCAUUCUUUCGAACCGAAUUGCACGGAGUGGUUUAUUGACCAUCCACGAUUUGGUGUGAUUCCUUGCGAAAGAACCUCAAAAGACAUCAAAACUGGGGACGAGCUAUUUUUGGAUUACGAAUAUGAUCCCUACAAUUGCCCAGAGUGGUUCGAAGGAGCGUUACGAUCGUUUGUCGGUGAUUCUUCGGAAGAGCAACUCGACCAUCUGAAUGAUCGUUAUAAACGAUUUGUGAGUCACGAAAUAGUGGACGAGGUUCGUUAAAAUUUGUUUAUGGCACGUCUAGGUAAAAAUGAGCAAAAAGAGUGGAAAUGAUUGUGCGCUUAUCGACAUAAAAAUGGCCUUGAUCGACCAGCAAAUAAACAUGCAUAGUUCAUGAUGAA
Messenger RNA from Tigriopus californicus, 1771 nucleotides. Its product is annotated as histone-lysine N-methyltransferase SETD7-like. Lineage: Eukaryota; Metazoa; Arthropoda; Copepoda; Harpacticoida; Harpacticidae. Bases 288 to 1652 code for a protein of 454 amino acids. The transcript has 2 exons. Gene Ontology annotation, molecular function: protein binding. The record is from RefSeq and is a predicted model, not a curated record.